GCUCCAAGGACCCCUGCGCCGAGGUGACCUGCAGCUUCGGCAGCACCUGCGUCCGCUCCGCCGACGGCCAAGCGGCCAAAUGCGUCUGCCCCGCGUCCUGCGGCGCCGUGCCCGAGGCCACCGUGUGCGGCAGCGACGGCAAGGACUACCGCAGCGAGUGCGACCUCAACAAGCACGCCUGCGACAAGCAGGAGAACGUCUUCAAGAAGUUUGACGGCGCCUGUGACCCAUGUAAGGGCAUCCUCAACGACAUGAACCGUGUUUGCCGGGUGAACCCCCGCACCCGAAGGGCAGACCUGCUCCCCCGCCCCGAAAACUGUCCCCUGAAGAGAGAGCCGGUGUGCGGUGACGACGGGGUGACAUAUGACAACGAGUGCGUGAUGGGACGCUCGGGGGCCAUCCGGGGCCUGGAGAUCCAGAAGGUGCGCUCAGGGCAGUGCCAGCAUCAGGACAAAUGCAAGGACGAGUGCAAGUUCAACGCCGUCUGCCUGAACCGCCGCGGCACCGCGCGCUGCUCCUGCGACCGCAUCGCCUGCGACGGCGCCUACCGGCCCCUCUGCGCCCGCGACAGCCGCACCUACAGCAACGACUGCGAGCGCCGCAAAGCCGAGUGCCUCCAGAAGGCUGCCAUCCCAGUCAAGCACGCUGGACCCUGUGACCUGGGUGCUCCCAGCCCGUGCCUGAGCGUGGAGUGCACCUUCGGGGCCACGUGUGUGGUGAAGAACCAGGAGGCCGUGUGCGAGUGCCAGCAGGUGUGCCAGGGCCGCUACGACCCCGUCUGCGGCUCCGACGGCCGCACCUACGGCAACCCCUGCGAGCUCGACUCCAUGGCCUGCGUCCUCAAGAGGGAGAUCAAAGUGAAACACAAGGGACCCUGCGAGCGUUGCGGCAAGUGCCAGUUCGGGGCCAUCUGCGAGGCGGAGACGGGAAGGUGCGUGUGCCCCACGGAGUGCGUGCCCUCCUCUCAGCCCGUGUGCGGCACGGAUGGCAACACCUACGGCAGCGAGUGCGAGCUCCACGUCCGGGCCUGCACGCAGCAGACCAACAUUUUGGUGGCUGCCCAAGGAGACUGCAAGUCCUGCGGCAGCACGGUCUGCUCCUUCGGCAUGAGUUGUGGCUGGGGGAAACGGAGCUGUUCCUGCGCCUGCCAGCAGCAGAAGAGCAUCGAGGUGGCCAGGAUGGGCCCGUGCGAGGACGAGUGCGGCUCGGGGGGCUCGGGCUCGAAAAAAGAGUGUGAGCAGGACCGGUGCCGGCAGUACGGGGGCUGGUGGGACGAGGACGCUGAGGACGACCGCUGUGUGUGUGACUUCACCUGCCUGGCGGUGCCACGCAGCCCGGUGUGUGGCUCUGAUGGUGUGACCUACACCAAUGAGUGUGAGCUGAAGAAGACGCGGUGUGAAAAGCGCCAGGAUCUCUAUGUCACUGGCCAAGGAGCCUGCCGUGCCCUUGCCACCACCCCACCACCUCUCCUGGUUGUGCACUGCAGCCAGACCAUCUAUGGGUGCUGCCCGGACAAUGUGACCUUGGCGCUCGGCGUGGGUGCAGCUGGAUGCCCAAGUACCUGCCAGUGCAACCCCUACGGCUCCUACGGGGGAGCCUGCGACCCCACCACGGGGCAGUGCUCCUGCAAGCCGGGCGUGGGGGGGCUCAAGUGCGACCGCUGCGAGCCUGGAUUUUGGAAUUUCCGUGGCAUCGUCACUGACGGCAAGAGCGGCUGCACGCCCUGUAACUGUGACCCUGUGGGCUCAGUGCGCGACGACUGUGAGCAGAUGACUGGGCUGUGCUCCUGCAAGACUGGGAUCACUGGCAUGAAGUGCAACCAGUGCCCCAACGGCAGCAAACUGGGCAUGACUGGCUGUGAGAAAGACCCAUCAGCCCCCAAAUCCUGUGAGGAAAUGAGCUGUGAGUUCGGGGCCUCAUGCGUGGAAGUCAACGGCUUUGCCCACUGCGAGUGCCCAUCACCGCUCUGCGCAGAGGCCAACAUGACCAAGGUGUGUGGCUCUGAUGGUGUCACCUAUGGGGACCAGUGCCAGCUGAAGACCAUCGCCUGCCGGCAGGGCCAGGUCAUCACGGUGAAACACACAGGGCAGUGCCACGAGUCCAUCACCCACACAAGCCACACCUCGCCACCCACACCACUGCCCACUCUGCCCUUGGCCAAGAUAAUCCUUCCCCCACCGCUGCGGCUCACCACACGGGCUCCUGAACCCACCGAGCUGGCUACCAGCUCCCUGCUGGUGGAUGCCAAGCCUACUGAAAGAGGUCACCCUACGACGAGGCGCAUCACAACUGCCAGGCCGGCCACCACGCCGUGGGCGACCCACGGGGGGUAUAAGACCACCAUCCGCCCUCUCUCCACCGCACCAGUGGUCCUGGCCACCACCCAGCCUGCCUUCGUUGAAUCAGGCAGCGCAGAAGGCAGUGGAGACCAAGAGAUGGGCAUCAGUGGAGACCAGGAAUCCAGUGGGGCAGGCUCUGCCGGGGAAGAGGAGGUAGAGGAAAGCCAGGUAACUUCCACCCCCGCCAUCGAGAGGGCCACGUGUUACAACACCCCCCUGGGAUGCUGCUCUGAUGGCAAGACCGCGGCCGCUGAUGCGGAAGGCAGCAACUGCCCGGCGACCAAAGUCUUCCAGGGAGUCCUCAUCUUGGAGGAGGUGGAAGGCCAGGAGCUGUUCUACACCCCCGAGAUGGCUGAUCCCAAAUCCGAGCUCUUUGGGGAGACGGCCAGGAGCAUCGAGAGCGCGCUCGAUGAGCUUUUCCGCAACUCUGACGUUAAGAAGGAUUUCAAGAGCAUCCGUGUCCGAGACCUGGGGCAGAGCAGCGCUGUCCGUGUCAUUGUGGAGUCCCACUUUGACCCAGCCACUUCCUACACAGCAGCUGAUGUCCAGGAGGCCCUGCUGAAGCAGAUCAAAGCUUCCAAGAAGAAGACCAUCCUGGUGAAGAAGCCUCAGCAGGAGCACGUCAAAUUCAUGGACUUUGACUGGAUCCCCAGGCUCUUCACCACCACCGUGACCACAACUACGGCCACCACCAUGGCGCCCGCCACCACCCGCAGGUACACCACGGCCCCCGCCGCCACCACGGCCCACAUCCCGCGCCCCGACGCUGCCCGGCGACCCAGCCGCAAGGUGAUGGGAAGGAGACCCGCGUCCACCCUCCCCGCCACCACCCGGCGCAAGCCCACACGCCAGCCCCCCACCACCAAAAAGCCCUCGCGACCCUGCGACUCCCACCCCUGCCUGCACGGCGGCACCUGCGAGGACGACGGGAAGGAGUUCACCUGCAGCUGCCCGGCGGGCAAAGGAGGAGCUGUCUGUGAGAAAUCCAUCAGGUACUUCAUCCCCAGCUUUGGUGGCAAGUCCUACCUGGCCUUCAAGAUGAUGAAGGCCUACCACACCGUGCGCAUCGCCAUGGAGUUCAGGGCGGUGGAGCUCAGCGGGCUGCUCCUCUACAACGGCCAGAACCGCGGCAAGGACUUCAUCUCCCUGGCGCUGGUCGGGGGCUUCGUGGAGCUCAGGUUUAACACUGGCUCUGGCACGGGCGUCAUCACCAGCAAGGUCCGCGUCGCGCCCGGCAAGUGGCACCAGCUGGUGGUGAACCGCAACCGGCGCAGCGGCACGCUGUCGGUCGACGGGGAGCCCCACGUCAGCGGGGAGAGCCCGGCCGGCACCGACGGCCUUAACCUGGACACGGACCUGUUCAUCGGGGGAGCGCCAGAGGACCAGAUGGCCGUGUUGGCAGAUCGUACUGCGGCCACCGCUGGCCUGAAGGGCUGCAUCCGUCUCCUGGAUGUGAACAACCAGAUGUACGACCUGCGGGAGAAAGGCAGCGAUGUGCUGUACGGCAGGGGGGGGGGGGGGGGGGGCGACCGGCCCCGCCCCCCCAGCCACCACGGUGGCAUCUGCCACGUCAAGGAGGCGGAGAUGUUCCACUGCGAGUGUCUCUACACCUACACCGGCCCCACGUGUGCCGACGAGAGGACCCCCUGCGACCCUUCGCCCUGCCACGUCUCUGCCACCUGCCUGGUGCUGCCGGAGGGAGGCGCCUUGUGCGCCUGCCCCAUGGGCCGGGAAGGAGACUUCUGCGAGCGAGUGACAGAGCAGGACCACACCAUGCCCUUCCUCCCGGAGUUCAAUGGCUUCUCCUACCUGGAGCUGAACGGGCUGCAGACCUUCGUUCCUGACCUGGACAAAAUGUCCAUGGAGGUUGUGUUCCUGGCCAAGAACCCCAGCGGGAUGAUCUUCUACAACGGGCAGAAGACGGAUGGCAAAGGGGACUUUGUCUCUUUGGCCUUACACGACGGUUACCUGGAGUACAGAUACGACCUGGGCAAAGGGGCGGCUGUGCUCAGGAGCAAAGAGCCAGUUCCCCUCAACACCUGGAUAAGCGUCUUGUUGGAAAGGAACGGGCGCAAGGGGGUAAUGAGGAUCAACAACAGCGAGAGGGUGAUGGGAGAGUCACCGAAAUCCCGUAAGGUGCCUCACACCUUCCUGAACCUGAAGGAGCCGUUUUACGUGGGGGGAGCCCCUGAUUUCAGCAAGUUGGCUCGGGCGGCUGCCAUCUCCACCAGCUUCGAUGGGGCUGUGCAGAGGAUCUCCGUCAAGGGGGUGCCCGUGCUGAAGGAGCAGAACAUCCGCAGCGCCAUCGAGAUUUCCCCCUUCCGAGGCCACCCCUGCACCCAAAAACCCAACCCUUGCCAGAACGGGGGCGCUUGCAGCCCCCGGCUUGAGAGCUACGAGUGUGCCUGCCAGAGGGGCUUCUCCGGGGCUCACUGCGAGAAAGUGAUCAUUGAGAAGGCUGCUGGGGACGCAGAGGCCAUCGCUUUUGAUGGUAGGACGUACAUGGAGUACCACAAUGCUGUGACAAAGAGCCACCUGACCAAUGAGAUCCCUGCUCCCGACGCGCUGGACUAUCCCGUGGAGCCCAGCGAGAAGGCCCUGCAGUCGAACCACUUUGAACUCAGCAUCAAAACCGAAGCCACGCAGGGGCUGAUCCUGUGGAGCGGGAAGGGGCUGGAGCGGUCGGACUACAUCGCCCUGGCCAUCGUGGAUGGCUUCGUCCAAAUGACUUACGACCUGGGCUCCAAGCCGGUCGUCCUGCGCUCCACCGUCCCCGUCAACACCAACCGCUGGAUCCACAUCAAGGCCUACAGGGUACAGAGAGAAGGUUCCCUUCAGGUCGGCAACGAAGCCCCCAUCGCUGGCUCCUCUCCGCUGGGUGCAACGCAGCUGGACACGGACGGGGCCCUGUGGCUGGGGGGUCUGGAGAAGCUGAGCGUGGCUCACAAGCUGCCCAAGGCCUACAGCACCGGCUUCAUCGGCUGCAUCAGGGACGUCCUCGUCGACCGCCAAGAACUGCACCUGGUGGAGGACGCUUUAAACAACCCCACCAUAUUACACUGCUCAGCCAAAUAGACCCCCAGGGACCCUCCCUGCUCCUUCCCUCCCUCCUGCCUAUUGCUGUAAUUAUUUUCUAUUUUUGUAAACUUAUUGCUUUUUAUAUUUUUUGGGGGGGGGGGAGGGAGGGGAAAGGGAGGGGGCGGAAACACCUUUUCUUUUGGGUUAUUUGUUCGGUUGCCGUCUAUCCAGGUCAGUCAGACUCUAAUCAAACAGCAGCAACAAAGAACAAACCUUGAACCAAGUCUCCAAGAAGUGACAGAAGAACUUCCCCGUCGCACCUGCGUUGUAAAUCUUAUUCAUACUUGAAGCUUCUU
This is a messenger RNA of Mesitornis unicolor (brown roatelo), 5713 nucleotides long. Its product is annotated as agrin-like. The record is from RefSeq and is a predicted model, not a curated record. Gene Ontology annotation, molecular function: protein binding; calcium ion binding. NCBI's taxonomy places the organism in Eukaryota, Metazoa, Chordata, Aves, Mesitornithiformes, Mesitornithidae.